UUAACAUUAGUACGGUUGAGCUUCUCACGCGGAUCGAGCGCCACUCGAUCGACGACGGUUUGGCUGAUUGAUUUCGGGUCGCGUAAAUUCGCGUAUGGAGUAACGAGGCGCGUAAAAAAACAGCCCCCGUAGAAACGUUACAUUUCUACUGCGCGAGCUUUCCACCUUCUGGCCAGCACUUGGGCGGCGAGUGGUGGGUCCGGAAAACUGUUUCGAGAAACUGGAAUAAUAUAAAUUUAAAGGCUGAUUGAGAAAAAUCAUCGGAAUCGAAGAUUGGCGAAUUUCCCGUUGGCAAGUGAACGAAAAAAAAUGCUAAAGGUGUGUGCUGCAGACGGUUGCUGUCGGUGUGUUGGUGUAAGUGCGUUUCAUUUCGGGAAAGCUUGAAGACUGUAUGAUGUAAUGUCACCAUCGCCUCCCAGCUGGUGCGGAAAGAAAAGCAGGCGCGACAGCGAGCGUUAAUUUGACACGAGUCUGUUUUUAAUUCAGAGUGCUGUGUCGAGUGGUGCCAGUAAUUAAUGACGGUUGUUUCUUAUUCUGUAUCUUACAGAAACUUGUCUCGAUUUCAAAAGUUCCCUCUAUGGAAAGUUCAGUGCCGGUGCCGCUGGCGGUGGUGGUGGCGGUGGUGACUUCCGUUGUGGGUGGUUGAAUCCUAUUUGUGUACCCACUUGCCGGGGAUGCUGGAUGCGAAGAGCUCAGAUCGGUUCAGCUUGACAGUUAAUGCUGUUGGCUUUAGAAUUUCGAAAUGAAAACCUUUCUAUUAAGCAUUAAGUGAAGGUGCAACCAGAAGCAGGCUCACAACAGUUCUCUGCUCGGAGGAUUAUUACAUGUGUGAAUGCAACAGUGUCGUCGCCAACGAACGAGGGGAGACUUUUGUUUUCGCUGCAGUCUGUACAUAAAGUUUCAUCAGCACGGUUCGGACGCUGUUAAACUGGACGGUAUCAGUUCUGCAAAAGUAACGGUGCACCACAGUUCGGUUUCCAAUAAAGUGAUUGAUGAAUAAUUAAACUAUAUUGCAAAGUUUAACGAUUUCAUCAGAUUCAGUAGUCAGAAUCUCUAUCGGGUAUGUUCUGGCGACUGCACUGUGACUGUGACUGAGUAGUGAAAAAUAGUAGUACGAAAAAUUGUUCUCUCCAACGGGUGGCAACUGUGUCGAGUCAGCCGGAUCUUGUUUUGGUAGCGAGUAAACGCCUUGAAGCGAUAUGACGAGACCUAAAUUGGAAUACAGUAGACCAGCCUAGUUGUCCUCGCAGUUGCUGUUGUUAUCAUCGUUAUUGCAGCCAACUCAUCUGCAAGGCAAACCCACCGCCGGUCUAGUGAUGACAGCACCGGUGCUGCCGAAAAGCGUUUGUUCGGUUCAAUCCAUGCCGUGUCGGGAACCGGCAAUUCGUGCCCGCCGGAACCCGUGAAAGAGUUGUUCUUAGUGAAUAAAUUAUUUGCACAGAAACAUAUAUGAGCUCGUAAAACGUGAACCACUACAUCAAAGUUGGUUCGAGGAGGAAAAAAAUAAUAAAAAACGGUUCUCAUACACUGUGGUACUUAUAUCUUGGCACAAUCACGUAUCACUGGCUCUAAAACCUCUUGCCAACAACAGUUGUGUCGUACACACGCAAAAUCCGGUCCUCGGGGUCAUAAAAAAAGGAUCAAACACAACGUGGUACAGUUUUGCUUUUGCCCCACCUCACGAUCCCCUCCUCUUCUGAUCUGUGACUGACUGCUCUAUUCGACCCGACCACGCGCCCGACCGGAACACAGGAACGAUGGAAACACGAAUAGGAUUACUGGGAUUACUUUUCUACUGCUGCAUUGUGAUUGCCACUGUGCUAAACCUGAUCGGUGCCGAGGUGCAAUCGUACUGGGAGCAGCCGUACGCUCAGCCUUACUUCGACAAUAGCACCAAGCGGGAGGUGACCGCAACCGUGGGCCAGUCCGCCCUGCUGCACUGUCGGGUGCGAAACCUCGGGGAUCGAGCGGUUUCCUGGAUUCGGAAGCGUGACCUGCACAUUCUGACCGUCGGUAUUCUCACCUAUACUAACGACCAGCGGUUCCAGUCACUGCACACCGAAGGAGGUGACGAGUGGACGCUGCGGAUUACGUCGCCGCAGCCCCGGGAUUCCGGAACGUACGAGUGUCAAGUGUCAACGGAGCCGAAAAUUUCACAAGCCUUUCGGCUCAAUGUUGUGGUUUCCAGAGCGAAAAUCCUCGGUAACUCGGAGCUGUUCAUCAAGAGCGGAAGCGAUAUCAAUCUGACGUGCAUUGCGUUGCAGUCGCCGGCCCCGCCCUCGUUCAUCUACUGGUACAAAGGUGGGCGCGUUGUUAAUUACUCACAGCGGGGUGGCAUCAGCGUCCUGACGGAGCGACAAACCAAAACGAGCAAAUUGGUCAUCGCACGGGCGAUGCCAACGGACUCGGGCAACUAUACGUGCUCGCCCAGCAGUUCGGAUUCCGCCAGCGUGGUCGUCCAUGUCAUCAACGGGGAGCAACCGGCCGCAAUGCAGCACGGGAAUAGCAGCGCUAAUAGCAUUUCAAUAAAUAAACAUAGUUUUAGCUUAGGCUUCGUCUUAGUCCCGGUUGGUAACAAUUUAAUACUGUCAUUAGCGUCGUCAUGGGUUUGUUUGGCAUUGAAAUCGAUAUGCCUGUACGGGGCUCUGAGGUGAUUUAUGGCGUAAGCUUCCGAUGAUAGUUUUCCGCAUGUUUUACCAUUUCUGAUCGGCCCGCUGUCACCAUCUCGCCGUUUCCCCGAUCCGGAACUCUUUUGUGCCCCUGCCAACCAGUCGGUUCGAUUUCGGACGAUGGAAUACGGCGAAAGUUUCAACACGACCAUCACCUCCAUCAAAGCGAAAUUGAAACAGCAAACCCGGAAAAAGGCUCCGCUGCCUUUUGUGUAAGAUAAAACUUUUCGGUACCGAAGUGAAAUGUUGAGACUAAAGUAAGUUUAAUGUUUGUAUCCACCAUCCCCCUGCAUGCAUAAUUUUGAUAGUUUUCGAGAGUGGAAGCAGCAAGAAUGAAUGCGAUAUCAUAUAGAACCUGGAUUUUACUUUAAAUAAUAAUCUGUACAUUGGUAGAAACAUAAAAUGGAAGGAAAAACACCCUGAGGCUUUUCACCUCCGUAGGAUAGCAAAAUUAUAGUAAUAAAUUCGGUAGCGAAACAAUAAAAAAUAAGAAAUCA
Molecule: messenger RNA, 3166 nt
Organism: Malaya genurostris
Lineage: Eukaryota; Metazoa; Arthropoda; Insecta; Diptera; Culicidae
Product: protein sidekick-1-like
Exons: 6
Coding region: 1758-2654 (298 amino acids)
Biological process (GO): synapse organization
Cellular component (GO): neuron projection membrane
Source: RefSeq, a predicted model, not a curated record